Notothenia coriiceps (black rockcod) is the source of this 741-nucleotide messenger RNA. RefSeq names its product calcium-binding mitochondrial carrier protein SCaMC-3-like. Bases 1 to 741 code for a protein of 246 amino acids. The transcript has 5 exons. Lineage: Eukaryota; Metazoa; Chordata; Actinopteri; Perciformes; Nototheniidae. The record is from RefSeq and is a predicted model, not a curated record. Gene Ontology annotation, biological process: transmembrane transport.
AUGGAAUACGACCAUGGAGCAGGCUUGAACAUAGUCAUGAAUGAAAACGAACUGGCACUGGACAGGUGGGAACUAAAACAAUAUAUCCACAAGGUGAGGGACACAGGUGGAAACAAUCAGGGCGAGAUCAAGUGGAUGAUUCAAGGAAGGAAAGAGGGGGGGGGUUUGAGGGUUCAUGAGAGGUUCAUUGCUGGCUCUCUGGCAGGAGCCACCGCCCAGACCAUCAUCUACCCGCUGGAGGUUCUGAAGACGCGUCUGACUUUGAGGAAGACGGGACAGUACUCGGGGAUGGCUCACUGUGCCAGACAGAUCCUGACGAGGGAGGGGGUCCGGGCGUUCUACAGGGGCUACCUGCCAAACACACUGGGCAUCAUCCCCUACGCUGGCAUCGAACUGGCAGUGUAUGAGACUCUGAAGAACGCCUGGCUGAAGAGGAACGCUGCAGACUCAGCAGAUCCAGGAGUGUUGGUUCUGCUGGGCUGUGGAACCAUCUCCAGCACCUGCGGCCAGCUGGCCUCCUACCCCCUGGCUCUGAUCCGCACACGCAUGCAGGCCCAGGCCGCACAUGAGGGCAAACCCAAGCUGACUAUGGUGGGCCAGUUUAAACACAUCAUAUCCCAUGAAGGAGUACCAGGACUGUAUCGAGGACUCACCCCCAACUUCCUCAAAGUCAUUCCAGCUGUCAGCAUCUCCUACGUGGUGUACGAGCACAUGAAGAAAGUUCUCGGGGUAGCUUACUAG